This is a messenger RNA of Dendronephthya gigantea, 1362 nucleotides long. RefSeq lists its product as uncharacterized. The record is from RefSeq and is a predicted model, not a curated record. NCBI's taxonomy places the organism in Eukaryota, Metazoa, Cnidaria, Anthozoa, Malacalcyonacea, Nephtheidae. The transcript is spliced from 4 exons. Bases 145 to 1125 code for a protein of 326 amino acids.
CAUCGGGAGAGGUUGCUUCAAGCAAGUCAAGCUGGCUGAAGGCAAAGUUCAUUUACAGGAGAGUUUGCUUAAUUCCGAAACACCAAAUAGUGGAUGCUUUGAAAGCUUAAAGAGUCUGUAUCAACACGGUUUAUCAUCGUAUUCAUGGAGUUAAAAUCACAUCUUUCAUGCGGUUUUAUCAGCGUAUUUUUGUUCCUGUCUAUCUGCUGUUUAAGUGCAGAGGCGCGACCAAUCGAUCAGCCAGAUAGCGAAUCAAGUCAAAAUCAAACAAAGCUCAGCGAUACCAGAGGGAGAUUUCUUAAUGUCUCCGCCGGCAACAGUACGUCGUUGAACCCAACAAUGACACAAUAUCUAACGAAGCAAUUUGUCGUGGCGUUGCCAAACAUCACUGGCAAGUUCAAACAAAAAGAAAUUAUCAGCGUGACUAUCAUCGCUGAGGUGAACAACACCGUGGUCGAAGUUAGAAUACCAACCAUUAACAAUAUUAUGACUUAUCAAGUGGAGAUGAACCAAGUGAUAAAACUUAAUUUUACAAGCGCAAUAAUGCAAUCGUCGUUUGAUGACUCUUCCAACACCAUCAGAACACAGGAAACCAAUUACGACACGGCGUAUAAAAUACAAGAGACACAAAGCAAACAACUCCAGCAAUACAGAUCAGCAACUAUUAUCUUAGCAGUAUUGUGCGCUCUAAUGUUCCUGGCUCUCUCAUUCCUAACACUGCGACGCAGAGCAGCACGGAGUACGUCGAAGAAACCAGAGGAGGUUGCAUUUGAAGUUGUCAAGCAAGCAGUAGAAAGUGAGUACCAGAGCAUACGUGGGUUGCCAAGACGCGAGACUGGGAACUCGUAUGGCUACGAGACGGUAAAGCCCAGGCUUCCCCAACCACGGUCGACUAUAAACUAUCUCAUACAGUCCAACGAAAACGAAUACGAAAACCUCAAGGCAAAUGUUCGUGAAAGUGACGUGUAUGUGCCGAUGGAUGAAGCGCUUGUCGCAAGUACGCUGACCGGAAGUACAGCGGUGCUUUCCGACGAGAAUGAAGACUUGUACCUCACCAUGAAAAAACUUAUAAGAACGCCAGAAGAUGAGGCAGAUAACAUAACUUGUGAGCUCACAAAUAUCUAAAAUUUCCUCAGAGUCAUUGACUUCCAAGAACGGUUCUUCCUCUUGAUUCGUAAUUUAGUGGCUUCGCUUACAAGAGUAGCGUUUUUGGAUCAUUUCUUAUCAAAAGGUGUGCAAUUAUUGCACUAUGGAAAAUCACAUACUUCAAGAGGCGAUUCGGCUGAUCAUUCAACCCACUAUUUACAAGUCCUAGAAAAGAGAUCUCAGGACACACAGGAUAAACUGGACGCUAGCUAACAA